UGGUGGUGGUUUGCAGCAGUAAGAGAUAUAGAGUGACGAAGGUAACUCUAUCCAUGUAAAAAAAAAAAAAAAAAAAAGAAAACCUGACGUAAAACAAACCGUCAUUAAUUAUUGUUCAGUUGUGUUCAGUGACAACAUUUUCUCUUGUCGUCAACGACAGAAGCCGUAUAAAUAUAAAUAUAUAUUGGAGUGUGUUCGUGUUUGCUGAAUAUUAUGGUAUUGAAGCGCCAAGUGGAUAACUUAUUCACUGGGAACAUGGCCAGCGAGCAGCCGACACUGGCCAACUUCCACCUGUUUGAAGGGGACUUUGCAGUGGUUGGUGUCAAUGAAUUCCGAAAAGAAUGGAGACAAAUAGCCAAAGGUAACAUGAGGCACAACACAUUCCUGGAGGGAAUGUUACUGAAAAGUGUCGAAGCGCGACCACUAUUUCCUUACAUAGACUAUGCAGUUCUUGAUUGCCCAGACCAACCUGUCGACUUGAACAACUAUUUCCCAAACUAUGAAAUCGUAGGCGGACAACGAAGAGUUAUUGAACCUGUAAAAACAUCCAAUGGAAUAAGAGCAGAUCCUUACUGUCAGGUUGAUUGCGUUGGCCGACAUGGCGUUGCUGAUCUUCCUAAACGACCCAUGAACACUUCAACAACUUAUUUCUUCUCGGCUUUCCAAACAGAAGGCAACCUUUCAACUCUGGAGAGGACAUGGCGCAGCUGGAGUGGUGCGGAUUAUCUGCUGUGGAAAUGUCCCGAUGAGUUGAAACUCAACCGUAUCACAUUAUACAAGAAAGUACACCAGGACACAAAAUUUACGUUCCUUGUUCUGUGCGAGUGCAGUGAAGGACUGUCACACAUACAUAAGGCAAAGGACUUCUUAGAGAGACUAAAAGAGAGGCGGUGUGGCUAUGUCAGUCUAUAUCGAGUAGAUCGGUUCUACUGAUUCAUCGGUGCCAGGGGUGGGGGUAGGGGGGUGAAAGAAAAGAAUUUGUAAGACGGACAACAUGCAUAUACUACCUUGAACUUUGCUCAGUUGUGCAAUUUCUGUUGAGUAUAAUGCACCAUAAUUCCACACACAAAUACAUGCACAUCUGUGCACACACACAUAUUUACAUAUUCAAAUGUUACUUUCUUCAAUGAAUGUGGAACAGAGUAUUUAGUACCUGCUGUAAAGUAUACGCUUUUUUUCAGAUGAAACCUCUAUGUUACAACUCAAGUUUCAUACUACUGCAAUCAUUACAGAAGAACUAGUUUUACACCAACUGACCAGUUCUCACCUGAUGAUUGCUGUAGCAUGAAACUCAAUUUGCAGAAAAGGAACUCAGUCUAAAUAAACUAUAUAUUUACAUGUAUAUUAAAUGUGUGAAUGUGUGUACAUACUUAUGUAUCCCCCCCACACACACACACAUUUGUGAAUUCAUAUAUGCAUAUGUGUACAAAUGUAUAGGUAUUGAUAUGUGUGUGAGUUUGGUAACUAAAGCAUCAUUUUCCUCAGACAUUUUUUCACCCACACAGCUUGUGUUGUAGGGGAGAUAAGUUGUUUCUUUCCAUGUGUUUUCAUAUAUAUGUAUAUAUAUUUAUACCACACACACAGACUACAUAUAUACACACACGCACACACACACACUCACACAUGAUGACAUAUGCACAGAUUUCAUAUUUUCUCCCUAAUAACAAACAUGUAUCAAGGACUAUUAUGUAUUUCACCCAAAAAUACAUAAACAUUAUUCCAUGUGUGUGUAUAUAUGUCUGUGUGUGUGUGUAUAUAUAUAUCUGUGUGUAUGUGUGUGUAUGUAUACAUAUAUAUAUAUAUAUAUUUAUAUAUAUAUAUAUAUAUAUAUAUAGAACAGGAACCUCAAUCCUCAAACAAAGAUGUCCAUUAUGAGUUUAACAUGUAGAGUUUAACAUGUACAAACACACACAUAUUUUUC
This is a messenger RNA of Octopus bimaculoides (California two-spot octopus), 1921 nucleotides long. RefSeq lists its product as uncharacterized. The record is from RefSeq and is a predicted model, not a curated record. NCBI's taxonomy places the organism in Eukaryota, Metazoa, Mollusca, Cephalopoda, Octopoda, Octopodidae.